Molecule: messenger RNA, 544 nt
Organism: Juglans regia (Persian walnut)
Lineage: Eukaryota; Viridiplantae; Streptophyta; Magnoliopsida; Fagales; Juglandaceae
Exons: 3
Coding region: 75-236 (53 amino acids)
Source: RefSeq, a predicted model, not a curated record
UGAUCUUUUGCACGCUCCUCUCUGUCUGUUUUCUCUCGCUCGCACGCACAGAUCCGAAGAAGAAGAAACUUCCGAUGGCGCCGCCUCCUGGACCUUAUUCUGGAACCAGCACCCUCGCUUUGGUGGCUCGUGCUUCGGCUUUCUCUCUUGGACUCGUUUACGGUAGCCUUAAGCUCAAGUACCUAAAGGCAAAGGCUAAUUCUCAUAAGAAUGCUGAAGUAAAGGCUCAUCACUGAUGGGAAUAGGCUCCCAUUAACGACGGGAUCUAGGCAUGUCUUCUGUUUGGAAUAGAAAUAAUAAAUAAUGAUUGAUUGUACCAAUUUUUUCAUCUUUGCUUUGAAGCAUUUUGGAUUCUGAUACCCAGCCUAUAGCUGCUGAAGUUUCCUAUGAGCCAUUGUUUUCUCUGAGAUCUCUUUACAUGGUCGCCCCCAAUUGUCAUGACAUUUCAGUUUUUACUUCUGAGAACCAUGGGGGAAAAUCUUAGAUGAUUGUAUCUUCCCUUUGUUUGAAUAAUUAUCAUUUUUGGCUCUGAAUUCCUAUUGUA